Messenger RNA from Rhinichthys klamathensis goyatoka, 1028 nucleotides. It is a transcript of the gene tspan33b, whose product is annotated as tetraspanin 33b. Gene Ontology annotation, cellular component: membrane. Bases 216 to 1028 code for a protein of 270 amino acids. The transcript has 8 exons. NCBI's taxonomy places the organism in Eukaryota, Metazoa, Chordata, Actinopteri, Cypriniformes, Leuciscidae. The record is from RefSeq and is a predicted model, not a curated record.
UGCAUCCAAAGGCAGCUUUUAUGUAACGUGGUGCUCUGGACAUUUCGACAGACACUAAUGCACGCGGCAAGUCAGUCCACAUGUUCAACAGCUGUUGCAGUCCAUUUCGGGCUACAGUUUAGCUGCGGACUGAAACAUAUACAUGGUGGAUGGCAAAUCUGUUUGGCAUCGCUGAAUUUUUUUUCAUCGUCUUCAGCCUCUAAACAUCUUUUAGAAUGGAUCGGCAGGUGAGCCUUACCAGGACGGAAAUGUUCUCUUUCGUCAACCCUUGGAUUCGGUACUUCCUGUUCUUCUUCAGCUUUUUAUUCUGGGUGUUUUCUCUCCUUAUUGUAGCCAUUGGGGUAUAUGCCAAAGUUCAAAAAGCGACAGACACAGUGCGUGACACGUUCUUCAUUGAUCCUGCUGUGAUUCUCAUUGUGGUGGGGGUGGUCAUGUUCUUCAUCACCUUCUGUGGAUGCAUCGGAGCUCUGCGGGAAAAUAUACGGCUCCUUAAAAUUUUCUCAUUUAGUCUCACCCUGGUCUUUCUUACCCAAAUGGCCAUUGCAAUCCUGGGCUUCUUCUACUCUGACCAGACACGCGAUGCUCUGGGGAAAUUUGUGAAAAAAGCCAUUGUGGAUUAUCGAGAUGACAUGGACCUUCAAAACCUAAUGGACUACAUGCAAAAAGAGUUCAAAUGCUGUGGCUGGAACAACUACACCGACUGGUCCUGGAACCUCUACUUCAACUGCACUCCGUCAAACCCCAGCACUGAGAGGUGUUCAGUUCCCUUCUCAUGCUGCACUCCUCUACCAGAAGAGACUGUGCUCAACACCAUGUGUGGCUUUGGGGUUCAGACACAGAACUAUGUGGACGCCACUAAAUCUAUCUAUCCGGUGGGCUGUGCAGACAGAGCUGCAAUAUGGAUUGAAUCUCACCUGAUGUUAGUUGGGGCGCUGACUCUGGGUCUCGCUUUACCACAGAUCGCAGGCAUCGUUCUGUCUCAGAUCCUCAUUUCUGAGAUCCAGAAAGAGAUCGGAUCCGUCUUGUAG